UAAAACCUCUGAAAUUCUUUAUGAAAAAGAAAAGGAAAUGAAACUGCAACGCCGUUUGUUCCUUCACAACAUUCAUCGCCUCCAAAAGCUCUUCUUCUCUGCUCCAUCAUGGCCCAUGCCAUCUUCAUCUCCUUUCUCUACCAGCAUCAGCCCUCACCCCGUUCCCACCCGAACCAAAAUUUCCAUCGUCUCCAAUUUCCUCAAAAACUCAGCCAUUUCAUCUCUCGACUCACCUCUGGACCAAACGGGGGUAGACCCAGAUACCUCUCUUAUCUCUUCUCCAAAUUUGUUGCAUGAUUUAUUUCUCUGGGCUGAAAAGAAACCUGGAUUGGAAUCCUCUGCGACGUUGUUUGAUUCGAUGAUCAAUAUUCUUGGUAAAGCUAGGGAGUUUGAGAAGGCAUGGAAUUUGGUUCUUGAUGAGAUCGGUGAUGGAAAAACGGUUUCCACUUUGGUUUCUAUUAAUACCUUCGUAAUCUUGAUCAGACGCUACGCUCGCGCUGGUAUGCCUCAUCCUGCUAUCCGUACAUAUGAAUUCGCUUGCAGUUUAGAUCAGAUUUACCAUUCUGAUUUGAAAACUGAAGUGUUUGAAAUAAUGUUGGAUUGCCUUUGUAAGGAAGGGUAUGUUAGGUUGGCAUCUGAAUAUUUCACUAGAAAGAUGGAAUCUGAUCUUUGUUGGUUUCCAUCAAUCAAGGUUUAUAACAUAUUAUUGAAUGGAUGGUUUCAUUCGAGAAAUCUCGAAUAUGCAGAGAGAUUUUGGUUGGAUAUGAAAAAGGCUGGUGUAUCACCUAGUGUUGUAACAUAUGGUAUUCUUGUAGAAGGAUAUUGUAUGAUGCAUUGUGUUGAUAGGGCGAUGGAAUUGGUUGAUGAAAUGAAGGUAGUCGGACUUAAGUUGAAUUCUCAAGUAUAUAAGCCAAUUAUCAAUGCAUUGGGUGAAGCCGGUAGGUUAAAGGAGGCGUUAGGGAUGAUGGAAAGGGUAUUGUUGUGUGAAUCCGGCCCUGAUAUUUCCAUGUAUAAUUCUUUAGUGAAAGGUUAUUGCAAGGCUGGAGAUGUAAUAGGUGCUAGUAAGAUACUUAAGAUGAUGAUUAGCAGAGGUUUCAUCCCAACCACUACAGCCUACAAUUAUUUCUUUAGGUACUUCUCACAACUUGGGAAAAUCGAGGAAGCUAUGAAUCUUUAUACGAAGAUGAUUCGAUCCGGUCACACCCUGGAUCAGCUUACGUACCGUCUUUUGUUGAAGAUGCUGUGUGAGGAGGAGAGGUUGGACUUGGCAAUUCAGGUUAGCAAAGAAAUGAGAUUGAGGGGAUACAACAGGGAUUUUGCUACUAGUACCUUGUUGAUUAAUUUUCUAUGCAAAAUGCAAAGGUUUGAAGAUGCUUUUGCAGAAUUUGAGGACGUGAUACAAAGAGGUAUGGCUCCGCAAUAUAAUACUUUCCAGAGAAUAAAUGAUGAGCUAAAGAAAAAUGGAAUGACGGAGAUGGCAAGGAAAUUAUGUGAUAUGAUGAGUUUGAUCCGUUCUUCCAAACAAUUACCUAAUACCUAUGUUGAAGACGAGGACUCAUCUCGAGCAAGGAGGAAAUCAACAAUUCGGAAAGCUGAAGCAAUGGCUGAUAUGCUUAAGACAAGUACAGAUCCAAGGGAACUUGUUAAGCAUAGAACUUUAUCUGAAAAUGCUGUAUCGAGAGCAGGCCGGUUGAUCGAGAAUAUUAAGAAAAGAGCUAAGGACACAAGUUUGAACCGUUAAUGCCUAAGACCAAGGUAAAAAAGGCAAAGAUUAGAGCAAGCUUCAAGAAAUAAUCGAUGCAUGCAGUUGUUUCUAGAUAACAUAUGUUAUCUUAGCUGCCAGGGAGAACUUAUGGGAAACCAGUUAUGGAGAAUUAUGUUUUGCAAUUAAGAUAUAAGAUGGUAUAUGUGAUGUACUGUUAUGAAAGCUUGUUUAAUUUUGAGCAUGGGGAAACAAGCAGUGUCAUUGAAAAUGAAAAGACCAUUUUUGUACUGCACAGACUGGGAUGUCGACACAGUUAUAGCAAACAUUGAUGUGCAAGCUGGAGCAAUCAGUAAAAAUACUAUGGAGGCUCAUGUACUAAAAGUUGAAUUAUAUUUUGCUCUUGGGCAAAUUUAGUUCAUUUACGUUAGAGUAAAUAGUAAAUUGGUCCUGUUAAAAAUUAGUCUCGAUACACUAGCAUGAGGUACAUAUGGCACACCACAUGUAACUGUUAGGUUAUUCCGUCAUUUACGCCAGUUUUUAAUAGUAAAAAUUAAUGAAAUUUUUAACAAUAAAGACUAGUUUAUUCAUUGAAAUAAUGUACAGAAACUAGUUCGCCCAUUUUUAAGUAAA
Molecule: messenger RNA, 2335 nt
Organism: Gossypium raimondii (Peruvian cotton)
Lineage: Eukaryota; Viridiplantae; Streptophyta; Magnoliopsida; Malvales; Malvaceae
Product: pentatricopeptide repeat-containing protein At5g11310, mitochondrial
Exons: 2
Coding region: 38-1741 (567 amino acids)
Molecular function (GO): protein binding
Source: RefSeq, a predicted model, not a curated record